Messenger RNA from Dufourea novaeangliae, 1310 nucleotides. Its product is annotated as mediator of RNA polymerase II transcription subunit 30-like. Bases 429 to 1310 code for a protein of 293 amino acids. Lineage: Eukaryota; Metazoa; Arthropoda; Insecta; Hymenoptera; Halictidae. Gene Ontology annotation, cellular component: mediator complex. The record is from RefSeq and is a predicted model, not a curated record. Gene Ontology annotation, biological process: positive regulation of DNA-templated transcription. Gene Ontology annotation, molecular function: transcription coregulator activity. The transcript has 4 exons.
GCAGCAAUGUGAUGUCAACAAUUUGUAACGUAAUAUGUGAAAUGUGCGUUUUAUAUUGCACGUAUUUAAAGAAAAUGCGAACAUGUUACGGGUGUCCACGCAUUAUUGACACAAUGAUGCGAUUCUGUGUUUGAUCUUAAGUAGGGAGCGAAAUUAUAUUCUAUCAGUAAUUGUCGAUUCAAAUUUUUUACGUGUGCCGAAUACAGUCAUUAUCUUUUGUCAACAUUUUAACAAGUAUUCCGGGAUCUGUUCAUUAAUAAGUGAAAGUAAAUUCAGUUUUUGUACAAAAUUGAUACUGUGAAUAGUAAAGUGGUGAAAAUACAGUACGAAAAUGGUACUUAACCUCAAAAUUUUCUAGCCCUGCUGAUUAAUUUUUCCUACAUCACCAUACAUCAACGAAUGUGAAACAGUUGUAAAAUUUAAACAAUAUGGCGGGUCAACAACAUCCUUUCCCAUCUGGGUUUCCUAAUGUACAACAAUCUGCCAUGCGAACACAAUUUGGUGGAGGGCAAAUGGUAUCUGGAUUGAUGGGACCACAGCAAGGUGGCAUGGUAAGCCCUCAACAAUUUGGUGUUGGUGUGGGUGUAGGAGUUGGUGUAGGUGGAGUAGGCACAAAUGCUAUGGGUAUGCCCAAUGCUCAACAAGUAUUAGCACAGCAGCAACAACAACAACAAUCAGUUGCAAUGCAACAACAAAUGCAACAGAUGCAGCAGCAACAGUUACAACUGCAACAGCAACAGCAAGCUGCCAUGGUACAGCAAAAUAAUCAGACAAGUAAUCAAGCCACAACACCACAAACACCUGUACCACCUACACAACCACCACCUCAACAACAACAAACUAAGGAAUUCAAUACUGCCAGUUUAUGCAGAUUUGGACAGGAAACUGUGCAAGAUAUUGUCAGUCGUACUCUAGAAGUUUUUCAGACGUUGAAAGUUUUACAACCACCAAAUGGCAUGGCCCAAGGAGCAAGCUUAGCUAAUGAGAAAAAGAAUAAAGUACAAGAACAAUUAAGAACACUAAAACUAUUGUUCAAACGUUUAAGACUGAUUUAUGAAAAAUGUAAUGAAAACUGCCAACUACAAGGCAUGGAAUAUACACACAUAGAGAGUUUAAUUCCUUUAAAAGAAGAAUGGGAUAUGAAAUCUGAUGAGAAAAAAACAUCAGAAGCAUACAGACUCGCUUGUGAAGAAAGCAAAGAAAUUAUGGAGCAAGUUGUAUUAAAAAAUAGGCACCUUAAAGAAAUCAUUGAUCACUUAAGACGUAUCAUUUCAGAAAUAAAUACAAUGUUAAAUAUGCGACGAUCCUAA